Messenger RNA from Cornus florida, 2031 nucleotides. RefSeq lists its product as uncharacterized. Gene Ontology annotation, molecular function: nucleic acid binding; RNA-DNA hybrid ribonuclease activity. Bases 1 to 2031 code for a protein of 676 amino acids. NCBI's taxonomy places the organism in Eukaryota, Viridiplantae, Streptophyta, Magnoliopsida, Cornales, Cornaceae. The record is from RefSeq and is a predicted model, not a curated record. The transcript has 2 exons.
AUGCAAAACACUCCGGUUCUAUCUGCUCCCGAGCCAAAUGAGAAGCUCUUUAUGUACCUUGGGGUAUCCAGCAUCGCUACAAGUGCCGUUCUAAUCCGUUGCAAAGAGGGAAAACAAUUCCCAGUUUUUUAUGCCAGUAAAACAAUGGCCGAGCCGGAAAGAAGGUACUUAAAGGCUGAAUGGGUGAUCUUGUCACUGGUCAACGCAAAAAGGAAGCUCAAGCAUUAUUUUGAAUCCCAUCCGAUUGUCGUCUUAACUACUUUUCCUAUAAGGAUGAUCUUGCACAAACCAGACCUGUCAGGAAGAAUGACAAAAUGGGCCAUUGAGUUGAGCUCAUUUGAUAUUACAUAUGAACCCAAAACGGCAAUCAAAGGUCAAGCGGUGGCUAACUUCCUACUUGAAUGUGAUGUUGAAAACUUGGAGGAAGAUUAUAGUUGUUCCUUAUGGAAACUCUUUGUAGAUGGCUCUUCAAAUCAAAUGGGGGCAGGAAUUGGAAUCAAAUUACAAACACCAGAGGGCACCACGCUGAGCCAAGUGAUCAGACUUGAGUUCAACACAACCAACAAUGAGGCUGAAUACGAGGCAUUAUUAGCUGGGUUGAAGUUAGCUAAAGAGCUGAAGAUCAAGAACCUAAUUGCUUAUAACGACUCACAGCUAAUCGUUCGACAGGUAACUGGAGAAUACGGAACCAAAGAUAAGAUUAUAGAAGCAUACCGAACUGCGAUUCUGCGUAAGGCGAAAGAUUUCGAUCAGAUCAAGUUCAUUCAGUUAUCGAGGGAGUGUAAUGAAGAUACUAAUCGUUUGGCCUGUAGUGCAUCCAAUUCUGGAGAAACAUUGGCUGGGGUCAUCCCAGUUGACGUGUUGAUCCAGCCAUCCAUUUUUAAUGAACAGCCCAAUCCGAGUGUUCAGCAAGUUAAUGUUAUACCAUACGAGCCAAGCUGGAUUGAUCUAAUCAUAGCUUUCGUACGUGAUGGUGUGCUACCCGAACAGAAAGAUGAAGCAAGAAAAAUCAGGUCCAACGCCGCGAAAUAUGCUAUUGUACGUGAUCAGUUGUACAGGUGGUCCUUCUCAGGUCUAUACUUGAAGUGUGUUAACCCAACAGAGGCUAGACAGAUCAUACGAACCAUUCAUGAAGGUGUAUGCGGAAAUUAUUCAGGGGGAAGAUCUUUGGUACACAAAGUAAUGACACAAGGGUACUUUUGGCCAAACAUGGCACGAGAUGUAAAAGAAUUCUCUAGAAGAUGUGACAAAUGCCAAAGGUUCGGACCAUUGAUACACCAACCAUCUAAAGACUUGCACGUAAUGGCCACGCUAUGGCCUUUCGCGCAGUGGGGGAUGGACGUGGUUGGCCCUCUGCCGACCGCAAGAACGCAGAACAAGUAUAUUCUGCUAGUAAUUGAUUACUUCACCAAAUGGGUAGAGGCAGAGCCGUACCCUAGUGUCACCCAAACUCAAAAGUUGGCAGCAGUUAGUCAUCCCCAGGCUAAUGGUCAAGCUGAGAUCACGGACAGGACAAUAUUUGCCUAUAUCAAGAAGAAGCUCAAAAAUGAAAAAGGAAAAUGGUUAGAUGAGCUUCCAAACGUCUUGUGGGCUUACAGAACGACCCUAAGAUGGCAGACUCGGGAGAGCCCAUUCGCUAUGGCGUACGGCACCGAGGCAGUGAUACCAAUCGAAGACUUAGUUCCAACCGUUAGAAGCUUGGCGUGGAAUCAAGAGCAUAAUGAUAGAAUGCUAAGGUUUAAUCUCGAUCUGCUAGAGGAGAAAAGGGAUGCAGCUACAGUAAGGCUUGUUUUUUAUCAACAGAUGCUCAUAAAUAGCCAUAACAAGAGGGUGAAGCACAGAGAUUUUGCCCUUGGCGAUCUGGUUCUUAAAAGGAACGUGGGGAUAGUCAAGAAAAUGUUUUUGCCAUGGGAAGGUCCAUACAGAAUUGCAAAAGUCAUAGGAAAGGGGGCAUACGUCCUGGAGACCAUGGCAAGAAGGUUGGUCAGUAAACCAUGGAAUGCCACAUCUCUGAAAAGGUACUACCAGUAG